Messenger RNA from Toxorhynchites rutilus septentrionalis, 4001 nucleotides. RefSeq names its product glutamate receptor ionotropic, kainate 2 (gene Grik). The record is from RefSeq and is a predicted model, not a curated record. Gene Ontology annotation, molecular function: transmitter-gated monoatomic ion channel activity involved in regulation of postsynaptic membrane potential; glutamate-gated receptor activity. Gene Ontology annotation, biological process: monoatomic ion transport; modulation of chemical synaptic transmission; synaptic transmission, glutamatergic. The transcript is spliced from 11 exons. Bases 746 to 3718 code for a protein of 990 amino acids. Gene Ontology annotation, cellular component: postsynaptic membrane; plasma membrane. NCBI's taxonomy places the organism in Eukaryota, Metazoa, Arthropoda, Insecta, Diptera, Culicidae.
UCUCACAGUCUCGCUGUCUUGCUGUUCUUGCUGUCUAUCUGUCUGCCAAGAGAAGCAAGCACCGAGGAAAAAGGUUCAACGGAGAGAUAGUCUUUUCGCAAUUGGUCCACGCUCAGUCCACAGAGGAGGUUUGUCGUGAAAAGUUGUCACAAAAUCCGUCGAAAGUGCUGCACGCGUGCGUUCUGAUGGUCGUGCGUGGAAAAAUUUUGGUGCCUUUUUCGGUCGACAAACUAUCAUUCUGCACGGUGAAACGUGAAUAUUUCCAGCAUUACACGCCCUCCGCAGACGGGUGUGUUGGAAAAUUGGGUGAAAACGCGGUGAAAAGUGCUUUUAAUCAGGAUCGUAAAUCUCAAGUGGCGAUCGUUUGAGGCGCAGAAGAAAAUUCCUAACCAAAGUGCGCUCGCUUGACAGUGAAUAUUUUCUUGCAAAUCUCAACAAACAUAGAAGCCAUCCCACUUUUGGAUGACAACAAACCGUAAACUGCUGUCGCUAGCAUAGAUUCCCCCGAGUUCCAAUCCAAUUAUUGUGCUAACGGUUGGCUGGAUUUGGAGCCACAUUACGUAACAACUUAGGAAGCGAGAAAUAAAAGUGUCAUCUGUCAGCUACUGUCAGUGUCAGCUGCUUUUCGCGUGCAUAUUGCACGUACACACAUACACACAUACACACACACAAAGUGGUCGCUUAGUGGCGUGGAAAAACGAUGAUGGUGGCUAUUUGAAUAUCUUUUCCUUCUACAGCUGUCAGAAUGAUGGAUAGAAAAAGAAUUUUCUUCCUACUGGUGCUUGUUUUGAGCACAAAUUUCGACGUUUUGGUCGCAUACAACAGCGAUGCGGAUGAAACUGUAGAACACAUCAAUAUUGGCGGUCUGUUCGACGGUGACACCGAUGAUGCUUCCCUCGCUUUCCAAUACGCGGUUGAGGCGGUAAACAACGAGCAGCUAUCAUAUUCCAACUAUCGGCUGGAGGCCCAUCCGGUAACGGUUAAAUACGGUGACCAGUUUGAUGCGUCCAAGAAGCUGUGUAAAUUACUAAAGACUGGUGUGGCAGCCAUCUUCGGCCCGAGUUCUCCCAAGGCAGCCGUCCACGUACAGAGCAUUUGCGAUGAGAAGGAAAUGCCCCACAUCGAAACCCGCUGGGAUCCCCACACCAGGGUACCAACGCUGAACAUCUAUCCCCAUCCGCACGUUUUGGGCCGUGUCUUCCUCGAUUUGGUGGUGGCCUUCGAGUGGGAGGACUUCACAAUCAUCUACGAGUCCGGACCGUGGUUGCCGAGCAUCUCGGACCUACUGAAAAUGUACGAUCCCAAGGGGUACACCGUCACCGUACGCCAGCUGGAUCUAGGACUGAACGGCAACUAUCGACCGGUGUUGAGGCGGGUCAAACAAUCCGACGAUAAGCGCAUCAUCCUCGCCUGCUCCAUCGAAGCCAUGCCGGAGGUGCUGAAGCAAGCGCAGCAGGUCGGCUUGAUGACCGAUCACCAUCAGAUCAUCAUCACCUCGCUUGAUCUGCACACCAUAGAUCUGGAGCCGUACCAAUACAGUGGAACGAACAUCACCGGCGUUCGUUUGAUCGACCCGGACGAGGAGAAGAUACAUCAGGUCACAGAGUUCCUGAACGCGUCGCAAAUUUCCAAAACCCUGGAUCUGAAGGAGGGUUUGAAUCCGGCGACUAUGCGGGUGGAAACGGCGCUUAUCUACGAUUCGGUUCUACUGUUCGCCGAAGGACUGCGCUAUCUGAUCGGGAUCGAUCCUCCCCAUCUGCUGGAACCGGUCUCGUUGAAGUGCGAAGAUGAAACCACCUGGAAGAGUGGUUACAGUGUUAUCAACUACAUGAAAACAUCAACCGUUCACGGGCUGACUCGGAUGGUCAAGUUUGACCAUGAAGGUUAUCGGACGGAUUUUUUGCUGGAUAUUACGGAACUUGGCCCGGCGGGGUUGGAGAAAGUGGGUGUCUGGAAUUCGACGGAAGGACUGAAUUUCACCCGGAAGAAGGAGCAUACGGCGCUAGCCUUUGACGAUGGCACUCUGCAGAACAGAACGUUCAUCGUGCUCACCGCUCUUUCUCCUCCGUACGGAAUGUUGAAAGACUCGCCCACCAAGUUAUCCGGCAACGAACGGUUCGAGGGUUUUGGCAUCGAUCUCAUCAACGAACUUUCGCUGAUGCUUGGGUUCAACUAUACCUUUGUGCUGCAAGAGGACGGAAUGUACGGUUCGUUGAACCGGGAAACGGGAAAAUGGAACGGGAUGGUGCAGGAAUUGCUGGAUUGGCGCGCUGAUUUGGCUAUAACCGAUUUGACCAUCACUUCCGAACGGGAAAGUGCUGUGGAUUUUACAAUGCCAUUCAUGAAUCUUGGAAUCUCCAUCCUCUAUCGCAAGCCAACGAAGGAACCCCCAUCGCUGUUCUCCUUCAUGUCUCCAUUCUCGAAACAAGUUUGGCUGUAUCUGGGAGGCGCCUACAUGAUGGUCUCGAUGUCAUUCUUCAUUCUGGGUCGCCUCUCACCCAAGGAGUGGGACAAUCCAUAUCCGUGUAUUGAGGAGCCCGAGGAGCUCGAGAAUCAGUUUAGCUUCAGCAAUUCGAUGUGGUUCACCAUUGGUGCCCUGCUGCAGCAGGGCUCCGAAAUUGCUCCCAAAGCCUGCUCGACCCGUACCGUAGCCUCAAUUUGGUGGUUCUUCACGUUGAUCAUGGUAUCGUCCUACACUGCCAACCUGGCGGCCUUCUUGACCGUCGAGCAGGUUCAUUCGCCGAUCAGCAAUGCGGAAGAUCUGGCGGCCGCGAGUGGCACCAUCAAGUACGGUGCGAAGCGAGAGGGCAGUACCUACAACUUCUUCAAAGAUGCCGAGUACAAGACGUACCAGAAAAUGUACAAAUACAUGAUCGACAAUCCGGAUCUGCUGACUUCGUCCAACCCGGCGGGGUUGAAUCGCGUGAAGACGGAGAACUAUGCGUUCUUGAUGGAGUCAACCUCGAUCGAGUAUAUCAUUGAGCGGGAGUGCGAUGUGACACAAAUUGGUGGAUUGCUAGAUGACAAGGGGUACGGAAUUGCGAUGCGGAAAAACUCACCGUAUCGCAGCGCCUUGAGUGAGGCGGUCUUGCGACUGCAAGAACAAGGUGUCCUAACCUCACUGAAACGUAAAUGGUGGAAGGAAAAACGAGGCGGUGGAGCGUGUUCGAAUGCAUUGGAGGAAAGUGGAGCUCUUGCACUGGAACUUGCUAACGUAGGAGGAGUGUUCGUUUUGCUGAUCGUGGGCUGCGUUGUAGCGCUGUUCAUAAGUUUCUGCGAGUUGCUCUGUGACGUGCAUAGCCGCUCGCGAGAGUUCAAGCAAGGUUCGGCCGACGAUGGAGCCGAAGAGCUCGGGAUGGACAACGUGGGCGGUGUGUUCUUCGUGAUGUGCGUGGGUUGUACCAUGGCCAGUGCGAUCGGUUGCUGCGAUCUGCUGUGUAACGUCAUGAAACGAGCUCGACGGUACAAGGUUCCCUUCCGCGACGAACUGCUCGACGAGAUGCGUUUCGUGAUCAAGUGCUCGGGUAACACGAAACCGGUUCGCCACCGGAAGAGCUCAUCCGGCUCGAGAAAUUCGAUCGAGUCGGCCCUCUCGGAGCAGUCGGUCGGUUCCAAGCUUGAGAUGUCUCCCGUCAAUGGCAACCACCAGCAGACGAUCGGAAAAUCGUCCUUCAACACACGAUCGAACAGACAGAGGACGGUAACAAUGGAGGAUUGAUUCGUUGGUCACCUGCAGUUUCGUUACUAUUACCAUUAGCUGAAUAGUGUAACACGUGUAUGUAUUACUAAUACAAUCGAUAGUCAAAUGGUCGGAAAAGGCAAAUAUGAGUUCAAAUUAAAAAGACAGUUUUCUUUCAUGGGGCCUAUGAGAUGCUUGUUUAGAAAAUCUUCACAAAAAGUAUGUAUUUUUUCAGAAACGAACACGCAGUCCUAAAUAAACAGUAGCGCUUAUUGUGUUUCGGAAAUUUCCGAAGAAAUAAACAAACAGUUGUCUAACAUAA